Penaeus vannamei (Pacific white shrimp) is the source of this 5045-nucleotide messenger RNA. NCBI's taxonomy places the organism in Eukaryota, Metazoa, Arthropoda, Malacostraca, Decapoda, Penaeidae. The record is from RefSeq and is a predicted model, not a curated record.
GGAGGAGGAGGUGUAGGAGUAGGAGGAGGAGCAGGAGGAUUGAGUAGUGUUGGUGGAGGAGGAGGAAGUAGUGGUGGAGGUGUUGGUGGUGGUGCAACUGUAGGAGCAGGAAGUAGAGGAGGAGACUCGAGUUCAGAUGAUUCUCAGGGGUAUGACAUUCUUCUCACGAGAUCCACCGUGGACCACAGAGACUCACCCCAUGACUCUCUUCGUAGUGAUUCACCUGGAGACGCUGCCCUUAGGUUAGCCCCCAGCCGAGAGGUGUUUGCUACUCAAGGUAUGAGUCAGGCAAUGAGCCAUGCCCUCGCCCAUCCUUUUUUAGCUGCUCAUCUGAAUCCCAGUCAGUUACUACAGGUAGCCCAGACCUCAGUCAGCACAGCUACCACUGUAACUACCACCGGGAAGUCUGACGUGUCCUCUCCUCACCCACAGCAGCAACAGCUGCAGGUCCGAACUGACCUCCUAGAGCCUCAUCCCAGAGAAGCUGAGACUUUCUCUGUACAGGAACCCCCAAGACCCUUGCCUCCACCACAGAUCACUCCACCAGAGAUGGAUAUCAACAAUGUAAGGACACCUCCUAGUAAUGCUUCAGUAGAUAGUACUGCUGCACCUGUUAAGAAACGAAGAUGUUCUCCGAGCUACUUGGAGAAUGAUACUAGUGUGAGUGAUGUAAUAGGUACAAUAAGUGAUUUAGGGAGGAGUGAUAUCGGUGGGAAUAAUGUGCCCAGUGUGAGUGUUUCAGUGUCUGGUGAGAAGAGUACUGCACAUACUUUAAGCCCUGAUGUAGAAAGCACCCCAGUAAAUGGUCUUAGUGCAACUAGUGAGGCUGUGGUCAAGAGUGCUAGUGGUAGUAGUAGCAACAGUCAGUCUUCGUUAAAUGUGAGUACGCAAAAUAGUGAUGCAGAUAUGUUAAACAAAAAUAUAAGCAAAAAUGACCAGGAUUAUUUUAAUGGUGAUCAUGAAAUGCUAGAUAGUCCAAGAAAACGUAAUAAGAAAAGAAAGUCUGAGAGUGAUUCAGUAACUGAAAUAGAUUAUCCAGUUGUGGAUGGGCAGCUAGAUGAAAGUGGUGAAAACAAAAGAAGGACCAGGCAAAAGAGAGCUAUCUCCUAUGUAGAGGAUGGAACAGACCCUGUUUUGGAAAUGAACGAGGACUCGUCACCUGAUGCAACUCCAUUGAAAAAGAAAGGUAGAAAAUUAAAGGAAGCAAGGGAAAGACUUGAAGGAGAGAGUGACCCUAAUCCAGACCAGCAAACCCCUGUUGAACCUGCUAGUUCUCCAACUCCUGCAGCACCUUCAGGAGAAGAACCAGUAAAAUCACCUCACAGUUCUCCUACGGGUGGCAGACGUGGGCGAAGUGUUGUCCGAGGGGCACCAAGAGGAAGAGGAAGGCUCUUGGGGGCAAAUGCUCAGGAGUACCCAAAUAUUACAGAACCCUUGCAUGUAGAUACGACACUAGUUCAGGAACCAGAUUUAAGGGUUCCUGGCCCACCUCCUAUUGUACCUUCUUCCUGUAGCCCAGAUGUUUAUGAUUUCAAUGACACCGAUAGUGAUGGCGUUGGUCGGGGUAAGAAAGGGAAGCGUGGUAGAAAAAAGGGAAGUAGCCCAAAGAAAAAUUCCAAGUCACCGCUAGACAUGGCAAAGUCAAGUAUUAGUCCACGACCCAGAGAACCUGCAUCUAAGUCUCCAAGGUCACCAAAGUUUUUUUCUAGUUCUCGUAGCCCCAUUUCUGAGCGAAACAAGGAAUGGAUGCGAAGUUUUUCCCCACCUGUCCGUGAUUUAUCCAAAUCUCUCUCAGAAACCCCACCCCUGGAAGGGAACAUGGCACCCAGUAUCCCAGGAGGACCUAUGGCUGAAAAUUCAAAAUCCAUACAACAACCUGAGGAAAUAACUGUCAAGGAUUCUCAGAGUGAUGAAUCUCAGGCUGGGGAAAAUGCACCUAAACCUGACUCCAACAUCAUCUCUCCAAGACGGAGUAGUAGGAGGAAUAAGACUCGUGAUAAUCAGGACUUCACCCCUCCAGAUGGCAAAGCCAUUGAAACCAUGGAUUCAAGCCUUAACUCCCCUUCCUCUGGCAACUCUAAGGAUAACACAUUGCUCUCAGGGUCUGUUUCAUGCAGUGCACAAAACAAAGAGGAAAAGGAUGAGAUUGCUGCAGAUAUGGCAGCCUCGGGGUCACAAUUAGCUGAUAGUUUAGUUUCUCCUAGUAGUAGAAUACGAAAAAGAGGAAAAAGGAGCAUUGAUCACUUUCAGCCAGACGCAAGUGCAACUCAGGAUGGCUCAAAUGAGGAAAUGCAAGACAUUUCCACUGUAGAUGAGGAGCCUUCCAAGACCACAGAGGAUGUUACCUUAAAAGGUAGUGAAACUUCUGAAGCUCCACCACCACACAUUGCUUCAGAAGAACUCACCAACUCUUCUGUGGACCAUGUCACAAAAAAUUCAUCUCCAAAUAGUAAGUCCCCAAAAGGGAAGGGAAAGGGAAGGGGUAAGGGAAAGAAGAAGAAAGGGGGGAAAUCUCCAAAAGGAAAAGGAAAUCAGACAAAAGGUAUCAUCAGCAUAGACACCAAUGUGCUUCCACAAGAAACCAAACAGUAUCAAUCUGUACCUGAUGAUGCAUUUGAUAGCAGUGAGACUAGUAAGCCAAUGGAAGAAAAAGUGAACACACACUGUGUUGAAAAGACAAAUAGCCAAAAAAAUGAAUUAGGUGUUCCUACUGCUACUGUACAUGAUACCUCACUAAAGCCCGAGGAUUCUCCACGUAAAGGCAGAGCUAAGCGAGGCACUGUUAAUCUACCUGUACAAAAUGCUAUGGUGGCUUUGGAUAUGCCAUCGAAUGGACCCACCAUGGAAACCCCUUUAUCAUAUACUACUGAUGAAACUGCACCUGUGAUAGCACAAAUAGAGGAGACAGAAUCUCGAGGGAGAAGGCUUAGGGCAAGGAGGGGGAGCAUCAAGCAGGACUCCAAGCCAGAGACACAAGACCCUACAUCUGAUAUGCAAGAAUCAAAGCUUGAGACUCAGGAAGUAAGGCACAUCACUCAAGAACAAAGACCUGAGGUGAAGGAACAAAAUUCUGAGAAUCAGGAACCAUGUCCAGAAGACAAGGAAAUAAGUCCAAUUAUCCAGGAAUCAUUUGUAGAAAUCAAGGAAAUCAUACCUGAAACUCUUGAAUCAAAACCUGAGUUAAUGGAAUCAAAGCCAGAGGCAGCAGAUAUGUGCCAGAAAUUGGAAACUCCAUGUCCAUUGCCAAAUACAGAUAUUAAUGAAUUAGAACCCAGUAUUAUUUCAGAACAGGAGGUUCAAGAGAACCCUCCUAGUUUGCCUGGUUCUGAACCCGGAGCUCUAGUAGUCCCACAUGGUACAGACAUGGAUGUUGAUGCAGAGACUGUGGAAAAUAUUGCCAAGUUUUUAGAGGAAACUGCUUCUAAUAUUCCAGGAACGGCUGAGGAAAGUUAUGCGGACAAGCGUCCCAAACGCUCCUCACGCCCGCCACGAAAGAUGGAUGAUAAUGAGAUGAAUGAUCUUCUUAUGUUACUCAACAUGGAAGAUGAGGAGAGUGAAGAUGAAGAUUAUGUUCCCAAAGACUUGGAGAACUUAGAUAGUGCAGCUGAAAGUGAAGAUGGGGUAGACAGUUUGUGUAAUGAUGAUGAUGAUGACGAUGACGAUGAUGAUGAUGAUGGCUUAGAUUACAGUGGUGAUGAGUUGGAAAAUGAGGGUAGAGGGGGAAAUUUGAGUGAUCUCCUUAGGGCUAGUGAUACUGCGGGUGAUAGCAACUUUGUGCCAACAGCCCUUAAACAUGGCAAAGGUGGAACUGCCAAACAGAAGGGACUCAAAAAGGAUAAAAAUAAAAAAGUAAAGACUGACACUUCUAGUGCCAAGAAAGGAAAAGUUGUGAAGGGUAAAGUGAAGAUCAGCAAGGCAAGAAGUGACGAUAGUGAGCUUAAAAAGAAGAGUGAUGAUGGGAAAAAGAAGGGUGAUGUAGGGGAGAGAAGAGGGCCUUUUAUUCGAUUGGAUAAAAACGGAUGCAGAGAAGUUAUUAUUAACACUCCUUAUCGUGAUGAGGACGAAUCAGAAAGACCCAUGAGGAAAACUAAUAUACAGUUCUAUUGCAAAAUUGAAGCUAAGCAGAAAACUGCAAAAGUUGGUUAUAACAGUACACUCCACAACAACUAUGAUGCCUUCUCCAAAGACACAUCCUGGUAUUGCUCAUUAUGCAAGAACUACAGUCAUUCAAAGAAGCUGGGUGACCUUUAUGGGCCCUACUUCAUCGAAGGGCUGACCUUAGUAAAGAAGCAGCAUCCACAGGUGAUUGAGGGGCAGGUGGUGGAGUCCUCCUCUCCUUCUGAAGUUGGUAAACUUAAAAAACGAACUCAGAGGCGGGAGUCUACCUCUGAAGGCCCAGCCGAUACACGAAAGGGUCGUCCCGGUGCUAAGGAAGGGGUAGCGGCCACAGGGGGCUCUCAGCACCUGCCCGACCCAACCAAUCCAGCCAGUGCAAGCAGCAACAGUACGAAGAAUGCAGCCUCUGAGGACCCCCAGACAAGCACUCCGCCUGAGGCCAGACCUCCUGGGACGGAGUGCUGGGUGCACGAGAGCUGCCUUCUCUGGGCACCUGGUGUCCAUGUGAGCAACAGUAAACUCUGUGGUCUGGAGGAGGCAGUCAUUCAUGCUCAGGACAGUAUAUGUAGUAACUGCAGUGAAGCAGGAGCAAGUGUCGGGUGUCUAGGAAAAGGGUGCUCUCUCCUGGUCCAUGUGCCGUGUGCCACCCAACUCCAGUGGACUUUGGAUCACAAUACCUUCAAAUCCCUCUGCCCCAAGCAUAGUAAGCUGACUUAGUAGUGCAGGAGGAAGCCUCAUGUAGGCAUAGUUUUACUGUCAAGAUACAAAACAUUUAUAAAUCUCAUUUUAUUUUCAAUUGUAAUAUAUUGUACAGAUAUUGUUUUGUAUUUUUGUCCAGUAUACAGUAAUAUGUAUGUUUUAUGCAGAAGACCAAGCAUUGCAAAAUUUUACCAGUCGUAAAUGUCAUUAUUAAAAAAUCUCUUGAUGAA